AUGGACAGCGACGACGAGCUGCCGAAUAUUGACCUCAACCCGUCAGGGUUUGAUACUAUCCCCUCUGGAGGUGGCGAAGGUUCCUCAUUCAAUGGAAGUGGUGAACCUUUACCAGGCGACCAUAGCCAGGUUUCAAGUAGUCAUGACCAACCGCCGGAAGAUGGAGAUUUGCCAAAUGCUGCUUCAGCCACUAGUGAGCCUAUGUCAAUCGAUUUGAACUAUUCGCAAGGCGAAGAAGCGGAUGUUUCAGACAAUGAGGAUGAUGACGAUGACGAUGAUAACAACGAUAACGAUAAUGAUCAUAACGAUAAUGAUGAUGAGAGCGCACUUCCCUCAUCUUAUCGAGCGCCGAGACUGCCAAGAUCAUUAGAGGACAAGUUGAACGCUUAUCACGAUGUUAUCGAGGACUCUGAUGAAGAGAGGGUAGUCGAAUUUACUGGGUCACGUUCCGGGCUGCGCACCCAAAAGUCUUGGUGGACUCUUAUUGAGUCUGAAAUGACAAGCUGGAGUACUAUCUAUAAAACCGCGUGCCAGGAGGGAAAUUGUUCACCCCAUCCAAAGAAACUGCAUCCAGACCUCCACUUGCGAAAACCGACAGACGAUGAACUUAGAAACGAUUUGCUGCAGACGGGUGACCAGCCAAGGGCUCAGCAGCAGGAGAUGUCACGAUGCUUUGAUAUUCCUGCAGAUGUACAAUUUCGGAUUUUGAAGCACUUCUUCCACUUCAAGGGCUGUGUAGUUCAUGCCAUCUCUCGUCUGGACCCGGAGCAUCCUGUAGAGGAAGUCCCUCUGAAUCGUUUUGGAAAGCCGAGCUAUUUGCAUCGUCUACAUGUGGGAAGAAACGCAGUCAGCAUCACAUUCUCACCGGAGCCGAACGACUUGCUGGCUCCGUUGUUGGUCUGUAAAAGAUGGCAUUUCUGGGGCAGUCACAUAUUCUAUGGCGAGAACACCAAUCGAAAGAAGGCUACAUCGCGCCGCACGUUUCCGCUGGUACAUCUUCCGGAGGCUAUCCGUCUCAAGAAUCUCGGCGUAUAUGUCCAGGAGUCCAACCCGAGUUACAUGCGUCGCAAACACGAGCCGAGGGGCAUCAUCCGUCAUAUGAAGGUCAAAACCCAGGUACAGCCUAACUUCAGACUUUUCCGAGCACUGCGCACGAUUCAGGGCAUGGACUAUGUCACCUGCCUUCGGGGCCUCAGCCGAGCCGAGUUCUGGGAUUUUGAUCGAUGGCUCGACAGCGGCGAGAGGAAACGGCCAGUGCGAGACUUCCACUUCAUAAUGGAUGUGAACAACUCUACGAGAAGGCCCAAGGAAGCGCGCGAUCGCAUUAGAUCGCAGCUAAGAAAUAUCUAUCCGGUAAUCACCUCGUUCAUACCAUCAGGGGAAGACUGGGCAACCUUAUUCAGAGGCCUUGGCUAUGUUGAUGAAGAUGAAGAAUAUAAAGACGACAGCUCGCCGUCACCGUCACCGUCGCCGUCGCCGUCGCCACCCCCAGACGAUGGAUCUGGGCCACCUGGGCCAUCAGAGCCAUCAGAGCCAUCAGAGCCAUCAGAGCCAUCAGAGCCAUCAGAGCCAUCAAAGCCAUCAGAGCCAUCAGAGCCAUCAGAGCCAUCAGAGCCAUCAGAGCCAUCAGAGCCAUCAGAGCCAUCAGAGCCAUCAGGACCAUCAGGACCAUCAGGACCAUCAGGACCAUCAGGGUCACCUGCGAUAACUGUUGAUAGCGACUCUGAUGAUGAUUCAAAUUCCGACGAUGACUCUAAUUUAGGCCCAAGCUCAAGUUCUGGCCCAAGCUCUAGUCCAAGUGGCCGGUCCAGUUUCACUCCCUCCGAAGGAGACCUCGCCGUUGAUGGUUCGCGCCACUCUAGAGAGAGCUCGCAAACGAGUAUUGUUCCCAUGGUUGAAACGCUAAAUUUGCGAGAUGACGAGCAUCAUAGCGAAUACGAGAGCGAUGAUGAGUCGACGAUUGUCCCAGACAACCGAUCUGUCACCGAUCAAGAAGUUGUUGACCUUACCAACGAGGGACAUGGAAGCGGUGAAAACAACUCUGAAAGUCAAUUGAAUUCAACCGAGUUCUCCAGCAAUGAUAUGCCUGAAGGCUCACUGUUUGUGGAAGACGGUUAUGUCGUCUCACAUCCGCCAUCGCCUCAAGACGGUCGACGUUCCUGGGACAUUGAAUCCAACCAGACUAGCCGGGCAACGGUGAGAUCUGGCGGCGAAUCCGAUUUAUUCGUGGGCAGUGCACCGACAUAUACGAACGAAACGCCUUCACGCGUCCCCACACUCCGCCAAAGCAGCCUGGGGAGUGAGAUUGAGGCCAUUGACCUCACAGGUCCUGAUGAUAUAGUGGACUCUUUUUUGCCCUCGGACAGUUGGAGUUCGCCUCCGAUUUCCAGGAAACGCUCUCUUUUCAAGGUCGAGGACGACGAGGAUGAAGAUGACGAGGAAGACGAAGAGGGCGAGGAGGACAAUACGAGUACCUGUACCCCCAGUAGUUCGAAGAGAGUUCGUACUCUAUCGCCAGCAUCAUUGCUGCGUACAGGCACAGGAGGCGAGAGUAUCUUUUUCUCCGCCUGA
This is a messenger RNA of Trichoderma gamsii, 2571 nucleotides long. RefSeq lists its product as hypothetical. The coding region runs from base 1 to 2571 and encodes 856 amino acids. The record is from RefSeq and is a predicted model, not a curated record. NCBI's taxonomy places the organism in Eukaryota, Fungi, Ascomycota, Sordariomycetes, Hypocreales, Hypocreaceae. The transcript has 5 exons.